ACCUAACGUCCACACAGUCGGCAGCGCCCUCCCGGAAGAGGUCAGUGUGGGGUUCGGUGAGUGAGUGAGGUCCGACAGCAGGACGGCCUGCGGCAGAAAGCUUAUGAAGGCAGCUUUGAUUAAGGAUGACGUCCCUGUUUGCUCAAGAAAUUCGCCUUUCUAAAAGACAUGAAGAGAUAGUAUCACAAAGAUUAAUGUUACUUCAACAAAUGGAGAAUAAACUUGGAGAUCAAAACAAGGAAAAGGCCCCUCAGAUGCAAACAACUGAGACUGCUUUACAAAGGAACCUUAGUCUUUUAAAGGAUAUAGAAGCGGCAGAGAAGUCUCUACAGACCCAGAAUCAUCCAGUUCCACCACCUGAGGUGGCUUCUCUUGAGACUCUUUACUGGGCAUCAGUAGAAGAAUAUAUUCCCAAAUGGGAACAGUUUCUUUUAGGAAGAGCACCAUAUCCUAUUGGUGUUGAAAAUCCAAAUGAAGCAGAAGAUACCAUUCAAAAGGAGGUGCAGCAAUAGCUUCUUCACAUACUAUUUCAAAAACCUAUUUAGGAAAGCUGAGUGUUAAAGAAUAUGCAGGUCACUGCAGGAACUUUAGGAAUCAGACAUGUUCACAUUGUCUCAUUACUUCCUCAAUGACAAUGAAGAUUUGAGAAUCUACUUGGAACUUUCAGGCCGUCACUGGGAGACCUACUACUCUUUCAGUGUCAUGAAUUUGCUUUCUACCAAACCCAUGGAAGUGUUAAAAGCUGAUAAUUGAA
Molecule: messenger RNA, 754 nt
Organism: Eubalaena glacialis (North Atlantic right whale)
Lineage: Eukaryota; Metazoa; Chordata; Mammalia; Artiodactyla; Balaenidae
Gene: CEP15
Product: centrosomal protein 15
Exons: 5
Coding region: 126-512 (128 amino acids)
Source: RefSeq, a predicted model, not a curated record